This is a messenger RNA of Schistocerca piceifrons (Central American locust), 2140 nucleotides long. Its product is annotated as ribonuclease H1-like. The record is from RefSeq and is a predicted model, not a curated record. Lineage: Eukaryota; Metazoa; Arthropoda; Insecta; Orthoptera; Acrididae. The transcript has 7 exons. Gene Ontology annotation, biological process: DNA replication, removal of RNA primer. Gene Ontology annotation, molecular function: nucleic acid binding; RNA-DNA hybrid ribonuclease activity. Bases 122 to 1537 code for a protein of 471 amino acids.
UGGCUACACACAUAUAGUUUAAUGUUUGUUUAUUAUUGUGAGUGAAAGCUGUUUCUGCUAGAAAUUUAAGUGACGGUUUUUGUACGGAGAUGUAUGUUCUGGGAAAGUGUUGUGAAUUUAAAUGAUUAAAGUAACUAGUUUUGUUGAGAAAUUUUGGAAGAAGAUGAGUUAUUACGCUGUUGCGAAGGGCAGAUAUCCUGGAGUUUAUUCUUCGUGGUCAGACUGCAAGAAGCAGGUAGAUCAGUUUCCUGGAGCAAAAUACAGGAAAUUUUCCACUGAAGUUGAAGCAAGAAAUUUUGUAAGCCAGUUUUGCACAAAUUCAUCUCACCCAACAACAAUCAAAAGAGAGAUUCCAAGUAGAGGUCUUUAUACGACUGAUGAGAUAGCUAGUAUAUAUGUAGAGGCUAUUUCAAAUGCUGUGAAACAUCGCGCAGACAGUGGCGCAGCUGCUGACCAACACAAUAAUGAAGAGAAGGCAACAGUGUCAGAUAUUUACAAGCGACUGUCACAACUGGAAGAGAAACAGGAUGAAAUAACAAAAAGAAUACGGGAGGAGCUAGAUGAAUUGAGAGAGAAUUUUCAGGCUCUUGAUUCAAGGCUUUCUAAAAUGGAAUCAAAAAUUUUUGAUAAAUCUGACAUGAAUCAUGUUGUAAUAAAAUCAAGAAUUGAUGAUAUAAAUAAAGUGGAGAAAAUAUUUGAAGAGGAGUUUGGUCUCCUCAGAGAAAAAAUAAUCAAUUUGAAAGCACAGAAAACUGAGUUAGUUCCGAAAGACAAUGGUACUGAAUCUCGUAGGCAACUUCUAAAAGAAAUAUUGUAUGAAGAAACAAAGCCAAAAGUUCUUGGAAACAGGCCCUCUGGUAGCAAAUAUGCUUCAGUCAGCAGUUCCAUUGGAGGAGCAAAACGAAAAUAUAGUACUCAGAGCACAGAGGAUAACUCUGUGAAACAGCCAAAACUAGACUCCAGUGAGGGCCGGAAAGUUGCCAGUGUGUCAUCAUUAAAUUUCAGAGGCAACUUAUCGUCAAAUUCUGCUUUCAUUGUCAACAAUGAAGGCUAUGUGGAAGUCUACACUGACGGAGCUUGUGAAAAGAAUGGAAAAAAAGGCGCUAAAGCAGGCAUUGGCGUGUGGUUUGGUGACAAUCACCCCUUAAAUAUAUCUGAACCUGUUGUUGGGAGACCAACUAAUAACACAGCAGAAAUUCAGGCUGCAACCUAUGCUGUAGAAACAGCAAAAAAAGCUGGAGUCAAAAAAUUACUUGUCCACACAGACUCAAAUUUCUUGAUUAGUUGUAUUACACAAUGGAUAAAAAAAUGGAAGAAAAAUGAUUGGCGUGUACAAGGAGGAGAACCUGUUAAAAACAAAGAUGACCUUAUUGUUUUGGAUAACAAACUGCAAGGCAUUGACGUGAAAUGGAACCAUGUACGAGGACAUUGUGGUCUUCAUGGAAAUGAGAUGGCAGAUCAUCUAGCUCGAGAAGGUGCAAAACGAUAUGUACAAUUUGCAUAUGAUGAAGAUUUUGAUGAUCUCUCACAACUGUAAAUGAUAAUGUACAGAAUUACAUUUUGGAAGCUGCUUAUUACAGCCAUUUUCUUUAUGACAAUGUGAGAAGAAAAAAUGGAUAACAGUUUGAAAUGGAAACAUGAAAUUAUUUGCCGUUAAUGAGAAAUCAUCAUAGAACUGUGUGCUUUGGUUUUUAGCAUGUGACUGAUGAGUUACAGGUAGAGAACAAUGAUAAGUCUUUUGCCAUAAACAUAUUUUUAUAUUUUUAUUUUAUAUGCUGUUAUAUCAUUUUCUGUUUUUCUAUGGCUCACAUUUGUUGUUGUUGUUGCCCAGAAUGUGACAUGCUGAAGAGUCAUGUUAGUGAGUAAGAGGAAGAAUGAGUCUGACAUGUGAGUGAAGGGAAAAAGGCAUAGAUUUUAAUAUUUAUCAGUAAUGGAACUGAUUGUAUGUACACACAUUGUACUUAAACAAGCAUUUUAUUCAUUGUCAGAUACUGUGUUUUACAAUUACUGACUGUAUUGUAUUUAGAAUCUAAAACACAACAUUUGUAUUGAGAAUUACUUUUCAUCGGUUUUUGGCCUGUUACUUUGCAUUGUAAGAUUGAAAAACUCAAGGCACUUUAUUACCUUUUGUUGUAUUUAU